AUGACCCGCUCGUGCGUCCCUUCGAGCACUGGCAGCGAUAAAAACGUUAAAACGAUGGACGAACGCAUCGACGCGUUGGUUUUGCGAUUACACGAGAUUGAAGCGGUAAAAUUCGGCUCGUUCACGUUAAAAUCCGGCCUCCAAUCGCCGAUAUACAUCGAUUUACGCGUGAUUGUAUCGUAUCCGGACGUGUUAACCGCGGUGGCGGAGUGCAUGUGGGACGUUUUAUCGAAUAAUGGAGCGAAGUUUGACAACAUGUGCGGGGUUCCGUACACGGCGCUUCCGAUUGCUACGUGCAUGUCUUUGAACCACGAUUGUCCGAUGCUCAUGCGAAGGAAAGAGGUGAAAGAUUACGGGACGAAGAAGGCGAUCGAGGGUGCGUUUGAGAAAGGGCAGACGUGUUUAUUGGUUGAGGAUUUAGUGACGAGCGGGAUGUCGGUGAUGGAGACGGUGCAUCCGUUGCAACACGUCGGGUUGAAGACGACGGACGUGGUGGUUUUGAUCGAUCGAGAGCAAGGUGGGGAGCAGACGUUGAAGAAGAACGGGUUGAAAUUGCACGCGGUGUUGCCGUUGAGCAGAGUGUUGAAAGUUUUAGAGAAGGAAGGGAAAAUGAGCAAGGAGUUGGUGGAGGAGGUGCAACAGUUCAUCGCGGCGAACCAAACCGGAGGCGACAAGCCGAAGGAAGAAAAGACGAAAAGAGAAACGUACGCGGGAAGAGCGAAGAUUGCUUCCAACCAGUGCGCGAAAGAUAUGUUCCACUUGAUGGAGAAGAAGAAGUCGAACUUGUGCGUUGCCGCGGACGUGGACACGGCGAAGGAAUUGCUCGAACUCGCGGAAACGUUAGGCCCGGAAAUUUGCAUGUUAAAGACGCACUGCGAUUUGUACCCGGAUUUCACGGAAGAUUUCGGCGAAAAGUUACAAGCGAUCGCGAAAAAGCACGACUUUCUCAUCUUUGAAGAUCGUAAAUUCGCCGAUAUCGGCAACACGGUCGUCGGGCAGUACUCCUCCGGCGUGCAUAAAAUCGCCGACUGGUCGCACGUGACCAACGCGCACAUCGUGCCGGGAUCCGGGAUCAUCGACGGGUUAAAAUCUGUCGGUUUACCCAAGAAAAGAGGGUUACUUCUCCUCGCAGAAAUGAGUUCUAAAGGUACCAUGGCGAACGGCGCGUACACCGAAGCUGCCAUCCAAAUGGCCAAAGACCACAAAGAUUUUGUCAUGGGUUUCAUCGCGACGAACCCAAACGCCUGGAAAGUCGAAUGGUCUAAAGGCUUGAUCAACAUGACGCCAGGCGUGCAGUUACAAGUUGGCGGCGAUAGCAUGGGCCAACAAUACAACACUCCGAUGAAUGUAAUCUGCAACAACGGCUCGGACGUGAUCAUCGUCGGGAGAGGUAUUUAUAAAGCGCAAGAUCCAGCGAAAGCGGCGAGCGAGUAUCGAAAAGCCGGAUGGGAGGCGUACGAAAAAAGCGUCAAAUAA
This is a messenger RNA of Bathycoccus prasinos, 1476 nucleotides long. RefSeq lists its product with no specific name. The transcript has 2 exons. The record is from RefSeq and is a predicted model, not a curated record. Gene Ontology annotation, molecular function: orotidine-5'-phosphate decarboxylase activity; orotate phosphoribosyltransferase activity. The coding region runs from base 1 to 1476 and encodes 491 amino acids. Gene Ontology annotation, biological process: 'de novo' pyrimidine nucleobase biosynthetic process; 'de novo' UMP biosynthetic process. Lineage: Eukaryota; Viridiplantae; Chlorophyta; Mamiellophyceae; Mamiellales; Bathycoccaceae.